AUGAAAAAAAGAGAGAGAUGGAAGAAGAAGAAGAAGAAGAAGAAAACAAAAAGGCAGAGAUUAAAAGGGCAUUUCUUUUUUAACGUGACCUCGACCGUCUUUGGGAAACCAUUCCGUCCGUCCGUCCAGUCCGCCAGCCAGCCAGUCCAUUCCGAUCCAGAGAAAAGAAGAAGGAAAAUUGGGAAGAAAAAGAAGAUUAAGAGAUACAUGGUGUAUUUUUGA
Messenger RNA from Trichophyton benhamiae CBS 112371, 222 nucleotides. RefSeq lists its product as uncharacterized. The transcript has a single exon. NCBI's taxonomy places the organism in Eukaryota, Fungi, Ascomycota, Eurotiomycetes, Onygenales, Arthrodermataceae. The record is from RefSeq and is a predicted model, not a curated record. The coding region runs from base 1 to 222 and encodes 73 amino acids.